Messenger RNA from Penicillium chermesinum, 729 nucleotides. RefSeq names its product putative extracellular soluble lytic transglycosylase. NCBI's taxonomy places the organism in Eukaryota, Fungi, Ascomycota, Eurotiomycetes, Eurotiales, Aspergillaceae. The transcript has 2 exons. The record is from RefSeq and is a predicted model, not a curated record. The coding region runs from base 1 to 729 and encodes 242 amino acids.
AUGCUAGCAGCGCUAGUCGCCGCUCUCACUGCCAACGCGCAGUCCGUCGACCCAGGCGUUGGCGUAAACCCCAAGGCCCAAGGCGCAACCGAAGACGUCACUAAAACCACCGGACCUAAUGGAUCGGAAGACUGGCUCAACACCGGAAUCACCGGCGACGGCUGGAACCCGCCAUUCCUCGCACUGGAUGACAUCUACCACGUCUCCCUCGACGAUUUCUACGGCAGCAUCGGGUCCCCCUGCAAGCAAUAUGACCAGUACUUCCAGAGCGCAGGCUCGAAGUACGGCGUGGACCCUGUCUUUCUGGCUGUCAUCGCGAUGCAGGAGUCCUCCUGUAAUGCGAGUGCCGGGGGACCCACGCCGGGACUGAUGCAGGUAUCCUGUGACAACUAUCCCAACGGACAGUGCACGGAUUCAAUCCAGGACAAUGUAGAUGCGGGCACAAACUAUCUCGAGUCGCAGCUGAACUCGACGGGUGGGAAUGCCAUCGAGGCGUUUGGGUCUUAUAAUGGGUGGUUCACGGCUGGUAGUGGGCUGAAUAACAACCAGGGCCUGACUGAGAGUUACCCUUGCUCUUCGGAGGGUCAGGCGAAUGGCGUUCCGCAGAACUUGGACUACCUGCACCAGGUCAUGAAUGGUUGGUUGAUGGGUCUGGAUGUGUACGGUGCCCAGAACUGGAUUGGUAGCUACCAGUGUGACCAGUCGUGUAGCGAUGGAGGCAAGUGUUGA